AUGGCGGGAAAGGGCGAUCACCAAGAGAGCAGGAGGGCCGCGAAAGCUGCUGUCGGGACAGGACUUGCUGCGAUGGAGAGGAAGCAUUCUGCGGAAAGGGCCAAGCUGGAGCAAGAGCGUGUGGAGAUGCUGCGGCUGUUGGACGAGGAUAUCGCUGCUGAUGAAGACGGAUUGCGGUUUGAGGCGAAGUUUGAAGAGGGCUCUUAA
Messenger RNA from Letharia lupina, 207 nucleotides. RefSeq lists its product as uncharacterized. The transcript has 2 exons. The record is from RefSeq and is a predicted model, not a curated record. The coding region runs from base 1 to 207 and encodes 68 amino acids. Lineage: Eukaryota; Fungi; Ascomycota; Lecanoromycetes; Lecanorales; Parmeliaceae.